GAAGGUGCUUGGCUCAGACAACUCGGCGAAGCAGGAGGGGCCGCCGCUUCCUUGCUGCAGCCCUUUGCCUGCCGGCGAGGGGCAGGGCGCGAGCUCCGCAGCCCCUGCCAGCCCGCGGCGCGCGGCCUGGGGGGGCUUGGCUGGGGGCUCGGGAGCCUGCGAAGGGGCUCGCGCCGGGCAUCCAAGCGGAGCCGGAGACGAGCCCAGCCUCAGCCCUUUGGCGCGGGAGCGGCCGGCAGCCUUGACCCACCCGGCUGCACCUGCUCCCUGCUCGGAUCAUGUCAGCUAAGGUGCUGGUGCUUGUCCUGCUCCUGGCCGUGUUUCAAGCCUGUUCCAGGAAGGUUGAAGAGGAUGAAUAUGAAGAUGUAACAGGCAACCAGAAAUGGGUAUUAGCUCCAAAAACACAAGACACAGAUGCGACUCUUAUAUUAAACAAGUUGCUGAGAGACUAUGACAAAAAGCUUCGGCCAGACAUAGGAAUAAAACCAACAGUUAUUGAUGUUGACAUUUAUGUUAACAGCAUUGGCCCAGUAUCAUCAAUAAAUAUGGAAUACCAAAUAGAUAUAUUUUUUGCUCAGACAUGGACAGACAGUCGUCUUCGUUUCAACAGCACCAUGAAAAUACUGACUCUAAACAGUAAUAUGGUUGGAUUGAUAUGGAUACCAGACACUAUCUUCCGAAACUCUAAAACAGCAGAAGCUCACUGGAUCACUACACCCAAUCAGCUUCUGAGAAUAUGGAAUGAUGGGAAAAUUUUGUACACCUUAAGGCUCACCAUCAACGCAGAAUGCCAGCUGCAGCUACAUAAUUUCCCAAUGGAUGAACAUUCCUGCCCGUUGAUAUUCUCUAGCUAUGGCUAUCCUAAGGAAGAAAUGGUAUACAGAUGGAGGAAAAACUCAGUAGAGGCUGCAGACCAGAAAUCUUGGAGACUCUAUCAGUUUGACUUCAUGGGUCUCAGGAAUACUUCAGAAAUUGUGACAACCUCUGCAGGUGAUUACAUAGUCAUGACGAUAUACUUCGAUUUAAGUAGAAGAAUGGGAUACUUCACUAUUCAAACAUACAUACCCUGUAUCCUAACAGUUGUGUUAUCCUGGGUAUCAUUCUGGAUUAAAAAAGAUGCUACACCAGCAAGAACAGCACUAGGUAUUACCACUGUAUUGACCAUGACAACACUGAGUACCAUUGCAAGAAAGUCUUUACCUCGUGUCUCCUACGUCACUGCCAUGGACCUGUUUGUGACCGUAUGCUUUUUAUUUGUCUUUGCUGCUCUGAUGGAGUAUGCAACCCUCAACUACUACUCGAGCUGCAGGAAACCACACUGUACCAAGAAGAAAAAGUCGCUACCUGAUGUCAGUUUUGGUCACAUGAUGAACUAUUCUGUACUUGAUAUAAGACCACCACCUACAGUCAUCACAUUGAACAAUGCCAUGUACUGGCAAGAUUUUGAAGAGACUUGUGUCUAUGAGUGUCUGGAUGGGAAAGACUGCCAGAGUUUUUUCUGCUGUUAUGAAGAAUGUAAAUCUGGCUCAUGGAGGAGAGGACGGAUUCACAUAGACAUCUUAGAACUGGACUCCUAUUCCAGGGUCUUUUUUCCAACAUCGUUCCUGCUGUUUAACCUGGUCUAUUGGGUUGGAUACCUCUAUCUUUAAGUUUAUCGGUAGUGGUGAAGACUACUGUUUCACAUUUCUUGGGGAUGGCGAAUAUGAAAAAGUGAAGGAGGACAUGGUCAGUUUCAUCUCAAAUUAUACAGGCCACGUUACUUUUGUCAUCACAAAAUCAAUGAAGGAUUUUAAUAUAUAGUUGCCUGAAAAAGAAAAAACCUUGAACAAUUCUCCUGACUGCUAUUCAUUUUAAGUACAAGAUUCUUACUAAAUUCAGCUGAAUUUGUACUGUAAGCAAUGUUUAUUAAUUCUUAUAUAAUGGACCUUUACUAUUCUCCCUUGGCAUAGAAAGCUAGACAGCAUUCAAGCAAGAAACAAAGGUCAAACAUCUGAUGUGGGUUCUUCAGUCUUAUGUCUCUUUCAGUUUCCCCAAGUCCCCAGGGCUCAAAGCAACUCCCACAGGCACUGGUUAGCCAUGAUGUCUAAGCUCAUACCAAUGCAGGCCACAUUUUUUUAUUGAGACCCAUUCCACAGGUGUUGGGAGAUCUUGUCUUGACUGUCUCUUUGCAUGGGACAAAUCUCAAACCAUGCAAGCGCCCUUCUGUUGCAAAGCUAUGGGAUGCAUGGGCUUAGCCCUCCCUUUCUGUACACAUUGGUUCUAAUUUGAGGUGAAAAGCUGAUUUAUAAGACAGGCAAUGUCUUUGACUUUUUCAAACUCUGAGCUAUCUCUGAAGUAGCUGCAACUAAUAAGCAUUUAGAUCUUAAAAAAAAAACUGACCAAGCAUAACAGAAUGGCAUAUGAUUUCUGGAAUAGUUUACUUGAAACUGGACAGGACUUCUGCUUGUUUGUGAUAUUGUAGCAGACUAUACAUGAUAGGACAUAUGUAAGAUUCACUACUUAAUAGCAGUAGGGGUAUGUGAUUUUCUGCAGAUUACAAUUUAAUGCAAAGUUCAGCCAUGCAUUUUUCUUCUCCUCCCUUGCUCCUUUAAAUUACUUUACAGAGUGAAGGACAAACAAGUAUAUUCUUUUCCUAUAGAAUUAAAUCUUGAAGUCCUUAAUUACAGAAGACUCCAAUGAGAGUCUUGUCUGAGUUAAGCACUGAAAAAAAUUGAUCUAUGUAAUUCAGUAUAGGAGAUGGCAAGUUUUAACACUGGGUGUAAAUCAAAACAGUUAUUGGAUCAGAAAAGACUAGGGUUGGUUUUUUUUUAAAUAACCAAAUAGAUUUUAACUUGGAAAAGCAUUUUGUAUUUUUGGAACAUGUUUCACAAGUUAAAUUAUUAAGAAUUGUCCAUUUUGCAACAUUUUAAAAUAUUUCUACACUGUUAAAAACCUCUUACGUUUUCAGCAAAUGCUCAGUAAUUUAUUAAAACAACAAAAAAAACUUAACAUUCUCCACCAAAAACCAAGUAGCAAUGAGUUCUCUGUGCUCGUUAGUUGAAAAUAGCCACAUCAAGCAAGAAGAGUGUGUUAGAUUAAAACGUAAGUCUGCCUCGUGUGUAUUUGAAAAUAAUGUACUGUACGUUAUAUCUGAAGAACAAUUCCUUCUGUCCUCAAAUGGAAACAUAUAUAAAAUCCCAUAAACAUACAAGGACUAAUAGCAGAGUUAGGCUUGCCAAAGAUGAGGGGGAACUGGGAAGGGCAAAGACCAGUGAUUCAAAGGUAACUGGGACUCCUUGCUGCUGCCACUGCUGCAAUAGCAGUAACAGAGUCCAAGAACCCCAAGUCCUUUAAAUCACCACUAAGAUGCCGUGUGCUCUGUGCGGCACAGCGGUCUGGCUGCCCCAGCCAUGUCCCUUCUGCCUGAGGCCCCGUCCCUUCUGGGAGUGUGCAGCCAUCCUCUCCGUGCACCUUAUCUAGGGGCCUGCAGAGGCUGUUGUCUCCCCUGGUAACUACAUGGAACCGUAAUUUAGUCAGGUUCUUGGAAACACCAAUGAAUCUCACUGCUGCUUCUUCUGUCUUUGCAGAGUGUUUUUAAUUAAGUAAAUAGCUCACAAGAAACCUAAAAAUCGUUUUUUCAACAUAUUUCUAGUAUCAUAAAAAUAUAGCCAAGACAAAGGAUAAAUUGAAAAAAGAAGCUGGAUCUAGAAAAACUCUUGCAUGUUUGGCAAAUCUGAAGCAGAAGUACUAAAAAAGUAAUCGUCUCCUUUGAAGAGAAAAGGAAAUGGGGUGGGUUUUUUUGGCCAGAUCAGGACCUCAUUUUAGUGAAGUCUAUCCUAACUCCUACCAUAAAUUAAAACAAACACUCAUCUUCCCCAAAUAUCAACAUAUUCAUAAUGAAACCACAUUUCCUUUGUAGCUCACUGUCAUUCUGUAAACUUUCUGUGCGCUGGUGUGGUAUUGUGGGUUCCCUGCAUUGGAUUUCAGCUAUUGUCUAAGCAAUAUGGGUGGUGGACUUACAAAGCGAGAUAAAGCUAAAUAUUCAGGGCUAAAACCAAGUAAAUAGAUUCUCUGAUAAGAGCCACCCACAAUAAGCCUAAAAAAGAGAACAGAUCCCGUUAUCUUCUGCACCCUGAACAUGGUAACCCUCUGCACACAAACACCAAUUGACUUCAGCGGGAGUGUUCUAGACAAAGAGGGCUGCUUGCAUCAUUAGACCUUUGAUUAAUAACAUUUUAUUUAUUAAGCAGUUAUAUACUUAGAUGGAUUUUCUUAGACUCAGUGGAAAUGGAAUAUUCCAUUUUUAGACUAUGCAGUACCGUGAUUGGACUUUACUCAUUACCUUGGUAAUACUGAGUUCUGCCUUGCAUGCAGGGUACUGAACUAGAAGUCCUCUGGAUGUCCCUUCCACUCCCAUGCUUCUAUGAUUUCUCCCCAACUCAGCUAAAAGCACACACAGUACUCUCAGGUCCUCCCUUGGAAGAUUAAUUCUUUUAGGAGUCUGAUUAUAUUGCCUCUCUUUUAUAAGUAUUGACACAAACAGAUGGUGAGAAUUUUAAACACCCUGCUCAUCCACAUCCUGUACAAUAGCGAAGUGCCAGACCAAAAUUUAGCCUCUGUAUUGCUGAAGGUAAACUUCCAUAGCUAUUCUUGGACAACUGCAAACCUGACAGCAUGUGGGUACCCACACACCCAUCUUUCCCCCAGUCCAGCAUGACUGCAGCAAAAUACCACCUGCCACAAAUGUAUGUCUAUCUUCCUUAGCUUUCUAGAACUGCAGUUUCACAGCUCCAGUAGUGAUAUACUGAAACCAGUCACAUAAUUUCAAUACACACGGAACAAGAACAUGCAGUUGUAUCCUUCACUUGCUACUCCUCUUAUCUAUUGAGGGCUGUGUGAAAUGUGUCCUCUUGAACUGGGUUAUUCUGCUGUCACUAAUUUGGUCCUUUGAGCUUCAGUGCAGUAAACUGUACAUAAAGGAGGCAGCUGAGAGACACUAGGUUCUUGGAGAGUGUUUUUAUAGUCAUUGCCCCUGGAACUGUUGCUAGUUUCCAUGACUUACUCUGUCUGUUUCAGUGCUUAAUAUUCUGGUGGCAGUUAAGACACAGUUGACCUAGGGCAAAAUCGGACGAAGUCGGGCUCAGCAUAAUUCAAAAUGUAAAUAUUUGCAUCAUGCCCGUUUCCUAUUUAUAGUCCCAGAGAAUAUUUAUAUUCCCUAUCCACACCCUUGCUAAUGUGAUAUGAAAAUCAUAUUCUACCCAUGGUUUUUUCAGCUUCUUUAUGAGGGAGAAAGAAGCUCAAAACAUUUCUGGGGUGUCACAACACAAAUUUAACACUCUACUUUUUAGUUAGCUUUGUUGCAGGCAUUAACUUAUUCAUGUUUUUGCGAUGCAAAAAUUUGAAAGGCAAAA
Molecule: messenger RNA, 5390 nt
Organism: Pelodiscus sinensis (Chinese soft-shelled turtle)
Lineage: Eukaryota; Metazoa; Chordata; Testudines; Trionychidae
Source: RefSeq, a predicted model, not a curated record